AUGGCGGAUAGCCUAAAAAGCGUUGCAGGUGUUGCUACCUUGCCGCCCAGAAGAAGGCGUAACUUGUAUAUCAAGAUGCUGAUCGAGAACGACCAAUCUGUGGAUUGGUAUUACGCCAUCUCACCCAAGGUGCUCAACUGGACUUUGUUGGCAGGCUACAUCGUUCUCCCUUCCACGUUCACGACCAUGAAUCGCUCCGAAGCUUUCAACACCAUGAUGGAAGACAAUGAGGUUGUGCUAAAGGCAUUUCAGAAUCCUCCUUUACUUGGACUUGCACUGUUCUUGUUUAUUGUUUCUCUGAUAGGGUUGACUUGUAUAUGGUGGGUCUGGAAGUGCAAUUAUAUCUGGAGUCUUAACAACAUCAUCACGCAAGUCCAUCAUACGUUCAAUAGACCACUGCUCACAAACUCACUACUCGGCUUCAGCACGACCUUGCUAAAUGUAUACGCUGUGCGAGAUGGUACAUGGUCGGCCAUCGCCAUAGCUGCCAUCACCGCAACUAGCUUCUGCUUACUCAUCUCCAUCGUUGCGUAUACAAUCUAUAGUAUAUGGCUUUUGAAACCCAUAAGAGCAGCUCGAGCCGGUCAGAACGUGGAAGGCUAUAGCACGGCCGAUACCGCGACCCACAGGAAAGAGUGA
This is a messenger RNA of Truncatella angustata, 639 nucleotides long. RefSeq lists its product as uncharacterized. The transcript has 2 exons. NCBI's taxonomy places the organism in Eukaryota, Fungi, Ascomycota, Sordariomycetes, Amphisphaeriales, Sporocadaceae. The coding region runs from base 1 to 639 and encodes 212 amino acids. The record is from RefSeq and is a predicted model, not a curated record.